GUGAAUCAAGAUGAUUAUCGUUACUGGCGGCAUGGGCUUCAUCGCUUCUAACAUUGUCAAAGCCCUCAACGACCGCAACCGGACCGAUAUUAUCGUUGUGGAUGACUUAACUGACGGAUCUAAAUUCACCAACCUUUCCGACUGCGAGAUUGCAGAUUAUUUAGACAUUGGCGAAUUCCGCACGGCUAUUGCUCAAGACUCGCUGUCUCCGCCUCCGGAUAUCAUCUUCCACAAUGGCGCGUGUUCUGUGACGACCGAGCAAAAUGGAAAAUUCAUGAUGGACCUCAACUUCACCAUGUCGAAGGAAAUUUUACAUUACUGCCAGAAACAUAGGUCACGGCUGAUCUAUGCUUCGUCUGCGGCGGUAUACGGAAAGAAUGCUUUCCCAGAGGCUGGGCAGCAGCCCCAGAAGCCUGUUCCGCUUAAUGUCUACGGCUACUCGAAGCUCCUUUUCGAUCAGUAUGUGGCACGCCACUUGAACGAAUAUAAAGGUCUUCAAGUCGUUGGACUGCGCUAUUUCAAUGUCUAUGGGCCCCGGGAACAACACAAGGGGCCCAUGGCGAGUAUUGCAUAUCAAAUGCAUCAACAACUCAAAGGAGGCUCGAAAAUCAAACUUUUCGGGGCAUAUGACGGCUAUGCAGCUGGAAUGCAAAGUCGAGACUUUAUCUCUGUGCACGACAUUGUCAAGGUGAACUUGUGGUUCUUUGACCAUCCCUUGGUCUCUGGGACCUUCGAUGUGGGUACUGGUCGGUCUGAAACAUUCCUCGAGGUCGCAAAGGCCGUUUCAGAAGCACAUCGUGUCCAGGAUGCGAUCAGUUUUAUCCCGUUCCCCGAGUCUCUGAAAGGGAACUACCAGAACUACACCUGUGCAAAUACAAACAAACUACGGGCGGUGGGCUUUUGUGAGGAGUUGAGACCUGUUGCUGUUGGUGUGAAGAAAUAUGUGCAGUCAUUGAUAGAGUCCGAGAUAUGA
Molecule: messenger RNA, 973 nt
Organism: Aspergillus caelatus
Lineage: Eukaryota; Fungi; Ascomycota; Eurotiomycetes; Eurotiales; Aspergillaceae
Product: ADP-glyceromanno-heptose 6-epimerase
Exons: 1
Coding region: 11-973 (320 amino acids)
Biological process (GO): carbohydrate metabolic process
Molecular function (GO): NADP binding; ADP-glyceromanno-heptose 6-epimerase activity
Source: RefSeq, a predicted model, not a curated record